Molecule: messenger RNA, 2443 nt
Organism: Halichondria panicea
Lineage: Eukaryota; Metazoa; Porifera; Demospongiae; Suberitida; Halichondriidae
Product: S-adenosylhomocysteine hydrolase-like protein 1
Exons: 21
Coding region: 143-2236 (697 amino acids)
Biological process (GO): L-methionine cycle
Cellular component (GO): cytosol
Source: RefSeq, a predicted model, not a curated record
CGCCCUUUUUUGCCUUGGAGUCAAGUGGUCCGAGCAGAACGUGGAGUAGAGAGUGCAAGUGCUGUGUCACUCAUGCUUGGUGUAAAAGAACUAUCUGUCUAACCUUAGACUAACUGCUCUUGAACUACAGAAAAAUAAGAGUAUGUCCUCUAAAGAUGGCAAUGGUCGCUCCUCCAACGGGGAGGGCUCUCAUCACUUCAGUCUCAACCUACACCUACCCAAAUCUAAAGCAGGUCGCAGUGCUUCCAUGGGUGGUCGUAUUGUAAGUCCCAUCCACUUCUUCUCCAAGCGUUCCCACGUUACUGAGGCCAGUGGGACACUCUCGGAUUCGGGGCUAGAGCAAAAGUCAAAAUCUGCUGGUUCAUCACCUGCGCAGCCCCAAAAACAGGCCCCAGUAAAAAAAAUCAGUUUACCCAUACCCAAAUCAUCUAAAAGUGCCCCAACUGAGCACUCCAAAAGUGGCACCAUGCAAGUUGACCACAUCCCUCAGCUCUCAACUGCCACUAGUUACACUGAACCCUAUCAACCUGUCUCGAGGAACAACUCCAUCUCAUCGACCAAUGGGCCUUCGUCUAUCUCUAGAAACAACUCUAUAGCCUCAGUCACCUCACAGUCGAGUGCCUCAGGAAGGGGUGGUCACAGGAACAGUUCGAUUCCCUCCAUUCCUGUCCCAGUGAACCGGCCUGAGCUGGACCAGCUCUCUCCUCUCAGUCCCACGGGAGCCACUUCCAUGAAGGCUGCCAGGAAGCCUGUCGGAUCAGAGAGUCCCAGUCGCAAUGUCCGUCCACGCUCUGGUUCUCUUAGUAAGCGUCGCUACUCAACCUCUUUCUCAUCAUCAGCCUCCAUUGAGGAGGAUAGCUCAGGAAGUGACUACUCUGAUGAGGAGGGGUCCUCGGACGAGGAAGAGAGGUCUCCCAGAGAACAGGUGUUGUGUAACUCGUCUGGAUUCAAGGACUUCAGGGUCAAGUCCAUGAAGGCAGCUCACAUUGGGAGGAAGGAAAUUGAGCUGGCAUUGCAAGAGAUGCCUGGUCUGAAGUUGCUGAGGAAGAAGACGUGUACAACCGGAGACAAGCCUCUCAAAAGAGCCAGGAUUGUGGGCUGCACUCACGUCACUGCUAAGUCCGCCGUGUUGAUUGAGACGCUGAAGGAGUGUGGUGCUGAAGUGAGGUGGUGCUCCUGUAACGUCCACUCGACACAGAACGAAGUGGCAGCUGCCCUCGCCGAGGCUGGCUACCCGAUCUUUGCGUGGCGAGGUCAGAGUGACAGUGACUUCUGGUGGUGCAUAGAUCAGGCACUGUCUGCCGAGGGCUGGCAACCCAACAUGAUCCUGGACGAUGGCGGAGACGCUACACAUCGACUACUCAACAAGUUCCCAGGCACGGCUAAGUACGUACGUGGAGUGGUGGAGGAGAGCAUCACUGGCAUACACAGACUCUACCAACUCUCCAAAGAGGACCACCUCCCAAUGCCGGCCAUCAACGUCCACGACUCGGUUGUCAAGACACGCUUUGACAAUUUAUACAGCUGUCGGGAGUCCAUCAUCGACAGUCUCAAGAGGACCACGGAUAUCAUGAUCAGUGGCAAGACGGUCUGUGUGUGUGGCUAUGGUGAGGUUGGGAAGGGCUGUUCUUCUGCUCUGAGAGGUCUGGGGGCCAUCUGUUACGUAACUGAAGUGGACCCCAUCUGUGCUCUCCAGGCAUGUAUGGAUGGUCUUCGUGUGGUGAGACUGGACGACAUUCUCCCUCAAGUGGACAUCCUCAUCACAGCCACAGGCAGCAAACACGUGGUUGGUCGCAAGCAGAUGGAUCGUCUGAAGAGUGGCUGCAUAGUGUGUAACAUGGGCCACUCAAAUCAGGAGAUUGACAUCAGCUCCCUCCACGAGCUCAAGAGGGAGAAGAUCCGACGUAAUGUCACUCACCUAGUCUGGCCCAACGGGAAGAGGGUCGUCUUGUUGGCCGAUGGCCAUUUAUUGAACCAGAGUUGCUCUAGGGUGCCUUCUCUAGUGGUCUCCGUAACGUCUGCCACACAAGCUCUGGCUCUGAUAGAGCUGCACAAAGCCCCCAAAGGCCUUUACAAGAACGAGGUGUACCUACUACCCAAGAAAAUGGAUGAGUACGUAGCGAGCAUCCACCUUCCCUCAUUUGACGCCCACCUCACCGAUCUCUCGGAAGACCAAGCCAAGUAUUUGGGGGUGCCCAAGAGCGGACCGUACAAACCGUACUACUAUAAGUACUAGUGUACUGCUCAUUGCAACAACAAUAAUCAAGAAAGUAAACAUUAAUUUUCAUAAGUUAUUGGGCUGAAUUCACUAGAGGCUCUUACUGAUACAUUGCAAUACUUUAUUUAUCAUCACGUAUAAUUAUAAAUCAUUAUCGUACUAACUGUAUACCGUAGUACAUGCAAUGCUGAUCGAAAUAAUUCAUUAAUAAUUAUUAUGUUCGUA